Molecule: messenger RNA, 4411 nt
Organism: Cherax quadricarinatus
Lineage: Eukaryota; Metazoa; Arthropoda; Malacostraca; Decapoda; Parastacidae
Source: RefSeq, a predicted model, not a curated record
AAAGUGCACUCGCCUUGAUGUCUCUCCAUGGAGACCUCUGCCUGAGCAAGUACCACAAGAGGCUGUGGCUGUACAGAGUACUCAAGCUGUUAAUCAAGUAAAGAGGACUCAAGCUGUUAAUCAAGUAAAAAGGACUCAAGCUGUUAAUCACAUUUAUAAACCCGCUUCCAAGCCGAAACCAGUUGUAAAUGAUGAAUUGAAAGCAAAAGCUCUAAAUGCAAAACCUUCAACUGUCUCGCCAAAAAGUUGGAAGUACAAAAAAUGGGUAAAUAAAAUUUGGUUUUAUGCAAAUCACCUCUUCUUGGGAGACAGCAGAUUGGCCAAUGUUAUCUUUAAAACAAAUCCCAAGUGUAAAAAGAAUAUUGUGUGUGUCCAGCACCUGCAGCUCCCUGAGGCCAUGGCCAUCAUCAUAAAAGAGAUGGCAGUUGUCAAGUACAAGUCAUUGUUUCUCAUGGUAGGGCACCAUGAUCUUACUGCUCAGCUUAUAAAGUCGCUCCUUCUUGGACCACUUAUGGGAGCCUCCACAAGUAAGAAGCCUUCAGUUCCUCUACAGGAGCCACAAGACCUUUCCCUCAGACGUCAGGAUGCUACGGCAGUGCCAAGCGACUCAGAUAAAUCAGAAGACUCGGAAAGAACAGCGAACGUCUCGGGGCAUGAGAAGGCAGCCUUGAGGCCAUGGACCUGCUCACCGAUUCUGGGAUUCCAACCGAAGGAGGUGUUAACUCUUAGUGACCUGACGAGACUCUUGCACCGGCCUUGUGACCCUGCUGCCCUCGCUGCCACCAGGGUCAUGUUUGGGGUGUUGAUGAUGCUGGAUGUGCCGCAGGAGAGGGGGUUGGGGGUGGCUGACAUAAAGUGGGGGGACCCCGACAUCUGCCACUUCCCUCUUUUCCCCCACUUCGUUCCCCUUCCACUUCCCUACAUGGUUCUCCUCUAUGGCCUCAUGCUACUGUGCUUAUUAAUGAUGACAGUGGGGUGGCGUUGGCGGGUCUCCUGUGGUGUUUUCCUUGUAUCCUACUGGUACCUGUUUCUCCUGGACAAAACCUACUGGAACAACCACUCGUAUCUCUACGGUCUCCUCACCUCCAUCCUCCUGGUCAGCGACCCCCACAGAUGCUGGUCAGUGGGGUCAGGUGCAAGCCACGUACCCCUGUGGAACUACACCCUUCUGAGAGCCCAGGUAUUCCUACUGUACUUCUUGGCAGGGGUGAAGAAGAUAGAUCAGGACUGGCUCAGCGGGUACUCCAUGCAGCACCUUGCCCAACACUGGGUCUUCUCACCCUUCAGAGUGUUCCUGAGCAAUGACAAUAUUGACUACUUCGUUGUCCACCUCGGAGGAUUCACCUUGGACUCCUUGCUGGGAUUUCUUCUCUUUUUCGAUGUAACAAGGACAACGGGUCUGGUGUUCGGUGCUGCCUUUCACCUCAUGAACUCCCAGAUCUUCUCCAUAGGCAUGUUUCCAUGGGUAUGCCUGGCAACACUGCCCAUCUUCUGCAGCACCUCCUGGCCUCGUCCCAUCCUUGCUACCUUCAGUUCCCUCCUUUCCGCUCCAGGAAAAGGUCUGCAAUCCACUGUACUGGAAGGAAAUGCCACAGGGAAUGCAAAAGAAACAACUGGAAGCGAAGAUGAGGAGAAAAAACCAGAGACAGUUAAGGGAGAAGAUAACGAAAAAAUUAUCAAGGCAUUGGAGAGGAACCCAAACUGUUAUUAUGGAGAAAACGGGUUUGUAACCAGACGACAGAAGGCGACGACGGUGGCGGUCCUGGCAUACCUUUGUCUCCAGCUCUUCCUUCCUUUCUCUCACUUCAUCACCAAGGGAUACAACACAUGGACGGAAGGACCUUACGGAUACAGCUGGGAUAUGAUGGUACACUCUUGGGAUGUCCUCCACAUCAAAGUCACUGCUGUCACAGCUACUACAGGGGACGUACUCUACCUAGACCCCAACAUAUGGGUGAAGAGCAAACGGUGGACGAGUCAUGCAGACAUGGUGGUGCAGUAUGGGCAGUGCAUAGAGCAGAGACUGGCCUCCCGGGGCAUUCAUGUCUCCUCCUUGCAUAUUGACGUAUGGAAAUCCCUCAACGGGAGAUUCCAGCAGCGUGUAUUUGAUCCUAAUGUGAAUAUCUUGAAGGCUCCAUGGAAUCCUUGGCAAGAGACGAGGUGGGUGCUGCCAAUAGUGUCCGAGUUGAGUGGCUGGAGAAAUCACCUUCAGCAACUACAGGAGACAUUGUGGAUGGUGAACCCAGCCUCUGAUGCCAUCUUUGUAGCUGACUUUCCAGGUCUGACACUAGAGAACUUCCUCAGUGAAGACCUGGCUGAUGUAACUCUGGAGGUCAUGCAGGGUCAAGUGGUGGUUCUGCUUACUAGUAAUGCACAAGCUGAUGGCCUUCAUUCCCUUUCUGAUGAUAAUUUUGCCCCAUGUGGUAGGGGCAGUCAUGUUCCCUGUGGUGGAGCCACUGACAUAUGCAAUAUGGCAGAAUGCUGCACAACUUAUCCUUGUCUGUCCCACUUGCAUGAUCACACAAUUAAUAAGCACUGCAUUUUGUGUGACCUUACCAAGGAGAAAUAUCUGAACAAAGAAAGAAGCACCAAAAACUAUGAGAGAGAGAGAAAUGGAGAGAGAAUCAAUCAAGAUUUGGAAAAUAAAAGAAACUAAAGAUGCCCCUGUCUUUCUGUGGGGUAUCAGGCAAGAAUGGGAAGAAAGAAGCAACAAAAAGCACUAAGUCAGUAGUUCUUGAGGCUGGAGACAAGCUAGUACUCCCAAGUGGCUCAUUUCAUUCUGUAAUUACCACUUCACCAGAGCCUUCUUCUUUUAUGUACACCUUCACUAAUACUUCCUUACUAAAGAUGUAUCAGGCUCUAACUGAAGAUCCAAUUCAGGAAUCAAGUAAGAUCACAAGAACAAGCAAAAAUAUGGAUUUUUUAAAGCUUCAUAAUGCAAGGGACUCUGUACCACAGCAGCAGCCAGAUAUCCAGGCUACAAGUGGUAGAGAAAAUAAGGACAUAGACACACCAAGAUGGUUAAACAAAUUCAUCGCAAGAAACAGGGCAUCUUACAUUGAUGAGGGAAAGGCAAAACAUCACAAAUUCUCCAGCCAAGACUCUGUUAGUGACUUUCCAGCAUGGCAAGAUUUUGUGAAUUUUAUGUCUUGGAAAUGGGCGACAUUCAAGCGAAGUGGUAGAUUGUUGGUGGGAGCAUGUCGAAGCAUUCUUAGUGGAACGCCUAUGAAACUUUUAAUAUGAUAAUGCACUGAGUGAAAGGCAUCACAGUAGGUGCUAUUUAAUUUUUCAUGUAGUUGAACAUAAUUCCUUGUUUAAUGCUGUUCCCCUAAGAGUAUGCAAAACUAUAUUGAAAUUUGACUCAAAUUCAGAGGGAAAACCACACAUUAAUACUGUAUAGUAUUUUGUAUCAUCCAAGCUAAAUUAAAGAUCUUACAGAAUCUUUCAUCAUACAUACAGUACUUAGAAGAGCUAACUUAUACAUCAUUGUUGUAAGGUGAGAUCUCAUUAAGAUUACUAUUUUCAUAUAUCACUCAGCAAGAAAUAAAAUUAUUCAGCAAAAAUUUUCUGCAGCUAUGGGCUCAACUCCAUACUGUCGUCAAGGAUUAGUCAUAGAAGAGUUAAGCAAGUAAAAUUAAAAUUUUAUGAAAUGAGCAUUCUCGACACUUUCUUUUAUAUACAUAUAUCAUAAUACUGUACUGUGUGUGUAUUGCAAUGAAAGCCAUAUAAAACACACAAUUUUAAUUACAAUAUAUACAUAAAAUGUAACAAAAUACAUUCACAUUUAAAAUGUUGACAACAUGCCAGACUAUUUCAUUGUAUUACAAUUUCUGAAGACCAAAGUACAAGAAUUUGUAAUAUUAGAGAUGCUGUAUUAUAAAGUUAAGCACUAAACACAAGGUCAUACAGCAAAAGACACUGUAAUGUUAAAAAUUAUAUCUAAUACAUGCUGUAAUCAAUAAGUAAUGGCUGAAUUUAUUUUAUGGACAGAGAUUGAAGAUGUGAAAGUUAUACCUACUUACUUAUAACUCUUCCUUUUAAUAAGUGUCAUGCAAGUUAAGCGUAUCCCUCAAAUACAAUAGUCGUCCAUCUGCGAUAAGGUCACUUAACAUUGCAUUUCUUGUAUGCAACUAUUUUGCAAGGCUUUCGAGAAGUUGUGAUGCUUCUCAAAGUUUUGCAAGCCUUCCUGGGAAGGAAAUUCCUUAGCAUGAAAUAUACAUCAGGACAGAAUUCUAAGAGAAGAUGCACAUUUAAGAUUAAUUUUACUUUUGCAAUACGUUUUAUUCUCAAAAAUCUAUAUCCCAACUUUUAUAUUUAACCAUUAAGUGGAUAAUAUAAGACAUUCAUAUACUGAAAAUAAAAUUUGACAAUAAAACACCAAAGAUAUGUAGCCUAAACCACUGAUAUGCAA